Hansenula ciferrii is the source of this 642-nucleotide messenger RNA. RefSeq names its product DsbA family protein. The record is from RefSeq and is a predicted model, not a curated record. Lineage: Eukaryota; Fungi; Ascomycota; Saccharomycetes; Phaffomycetales; Wickerhamomycetaceae. The transcript has a single exon. The coding region runs from base 1 to 642 and encodes 213 amino acids.
AUGGCUUUACAACCAAAAUUUUACGCUUCCCAUGCCACUCCACAAAUUGAUUUGUCAACUGUGUCAAAUGGUAUUCCACCAAAUACAAUUGAAGUUUAUUUAGAUUAUGUUUGUCCAUUUAGUGGUAAACUUUAUAAGAAUUGGUAUGAUAAUCUUUUCCCAUUAUUAGAAUCAAAAUAUAAAGGUAAAGUUCAAUUUGUCUUUAGAAACUAUGUUCAAGUUUGGCAUCCAACUUCAAAUUUAGUUCAUGAAGCUUCUUUAGCUUUUGCUUCACUAGAUCCUUCAAACUUUUUAAAAUUUAGUUAUAUUUUAUUUGAACAUAUUCAAGAUUUUUAUGAUACUGAAACUGCUGAUUUAUCAAGAAAUCAAAUUUAUGAAAAAGUUUAUGAUUUAGUUAUUCAACCAAAUUUUCCAUCAAUUGACAAGAAGAAAUUUUUAGAAUUAUUACAAAUUAAAAAAUCUGAUAAACCAAGCAAUGGGGGUAAUUCAACUCAAAAUGAUUUAAAAUAUUUUACUAAAGUUGGUAGAGGUAAUGGUGUUCAUGUUACCCCAACAGUAUUGAUCAAUGGUUUCAAAGAUGGUAGCUUUGAAUCUUCAACUCCAAUUGAAGAAGUUGAAAAGAAGAUUCAAGCUUUGUUAUGA